Molecule: messenger RNA, 1373 nt
Organism: Biomphalaria glabrata
Lineage: Eukaryota; Metazoa; Mollusca; Gastropoda; Planorbidae
Exons: 6
Coding region: 190-1173 (327 amino acids)
Source: RefSeq, a predicted model, not a curated record
GCACAUCUACACACAUUGGCAUCGCUAUUUGAUUUUCGCAUUGUUUAGAUUCCUUUCUUCCGUGUUAAAACUGUGCAAUGUUUUUAACGCUAUGUGGGCUCUUUGGGGCAGAAGUUUUUUUUUUGCCCGUUCUCUGCCUCAAGAGCAGAAGAUUUGCUUGUUAGAAAGUAAGUGUGUCUUUAAGUUACCAUGGGUCUACGUGGAAUAAUCCUACUCAAUAUAAUAGGUAAUGUCAAGGUCGCCUCGGUUCAAGACAACACAAUAUACACAAGACAAUCCGGGAGGUUGAUCAAAUCACCAGGUGGUGUUGCUAAGUUAGCCACCAUUAUUUGCGAAGUGACCAGUGUGAUUCAGCCACCUCCACCCCCUACGUUUCUCACUUCUUUAUCCAUUGUAAGAACGACGCAUGAAACAUAUAUCAUAUCUGACGAAGAAUUAGUCAAUGUAAAACCUACAACUGAAACUCUGUGUCUGUUAGAGCGAUCAAAGUCUAGUGGUGAAUUCAAUUUAAGCAAAUUUUUUCCACCAUCCAAGAAAUGGACAGCUGAAUACGAGAUAAAAUCUUUGAAUAUGACUACAAUAAGUCUCAAUCUAACACUAACAGACAUUCAAUGCCGAGAUUCAGGCCCGUAUCAGUGCAUAACGGCAGUUGCGGACGAGACUGAGUUACGUACUAUGUCAGUUGUGAACUUAACAACUUCAGCUCCGACAAUCAUUGACUUGAAUUUGGAACCGAAUAAUGAAACUGGCAAGCGCUCAGCGAAAAUUGAACUUGGACUAAAUGUUACAUUGACCUGCAAUAUCACAGGACCACCAGACCUAAAAUUAUUUUGGAAAUUCGCAAAUCGGUCAUCGGAUGAAGUCUAUCUAAAGGAAUUUAUAUUUAACGCUGGGAAAAAAUGGAUUAGUGAAACUGGCUGCGUGGUCAGGUCUUACACAUCUGAGAUUCACAAAACAGUACAGCGAUACGAACAUGGAGCCACAUAUUACUGUAGUACAGACAAGCUAAUAGCGAGAGAACAAUUCACUAUUUGGAUUAAAGAUUUGCCUGACCAGAAUAGAGACCAAAGAGACGGCAGUGACAACCAUAAUGGAAAGGUCCUGUUUAUAUUCCUGUAUAUGAAACAACAUUUAGCCUUUCUUCUCACUAUUUAUAUCUUUGUAACUGACUAACAAUAUAUAGAGGAUUUAAAAUUAUUUUUUUUUAGAAAUGUUAUGAAAAAUUAUGAAAUCUGUAGUUGGGAGGAAACAUUCUUAGGGCACACUGGUCACUUGAAUUUUGCCCCUAAACGGAUUUCUUGCAUAAAGGCUAAAUACAAAUUAAAUAUUAAAUAAUACAUAUUAUAAUAAAUUAUCAUUAUCAAUUUCUCAUG